AUGCUUCGAUGGAUUUCGGGAUACCCUGCUGUUGUGGACGUCUUUUGGAAUAAAUCCUCCGAAGACUUGAGUUUUAAAUGCGUUGUGGCAUCAGCCGAUGGUCUAUGGGACUCACGGGUGUGCACUGAACCUCAUCCCUUUCUAUGCAGCUCAGAAGUGAAGGAUUCCACGGAAUCUGUUCGUUUUCUGCCGCAUUUUAAGUAUGAAUGUCCACGUAACUUCCAUCUUGUGGGUCGCCGUUGCCUUCGCUUCUUUUUCGAUGAGAUGGCAACUCGGGCUGAAGCGGAAUCCACGUGUACAGGCCUCGGCGCCUACCUCCCCACUAUUCGAUCAUUCCGUGAGAAUGACCUUCUCGUGGCCAUGUUGGCCGACCAUCCUUCAACUUUCUGGCUUGGUCUGAGCUAUGGGGCUAACGGCCAUUGGUGGGCAAAUUCGGGUGAGACAGAAGUAGCUUUCACCAACUGGAUGGCGGGUGAACCCAGUGGAGACAUCUCGAACAACUGCACCGUAAUCCACACGGACUUGUACUUUUUGGGCAAAUGGAGUGAGGUCAACUGCUUGUCCACGGCCCAUUUCGUGUGUGAAGCUGAGCCCAAGCUGGUGCCUGCUCAUGCCGACAGUCAUCUCCAUGGAGGCCUCUUCGUGCAGGGUCGUUGUUCCAGCGGUUUCUAUGAGUAUCGCAGCGCCUGCUAUAUGAUUAUUGAUCUGCCUCCUGAGGUCACACGGACUUCCAGCCUGAGCUCAGAUUCUGUCACUAUGGCAUGUCAGAAUACGGUGUUGGAUGUAGACUGUAGCCCUUCAAAUGUUGGCGGUGUUCUCUGCCCCAUGGUCGCGUCACCGCGCGAUCAAUUCGAUGCAGCAUUCUUACGUUCCCUCGUUGACAAGUUCGCCCACCCUCCCAAUGCGGCGUGGGUCGGCCUCAAGGCCGAUCGAAGCCACGUUUAUUCGGACAUACCGAAAUUUUUGGAAUCGACGAACCUUCUUAAUUACAGUAUCCUGAAUGCCCUCAGCAAUUCGAUCGUCUGCUUUUCCUUGCACGCGGAUAAGAUGCUCCUCUCCAAUAACCCUUGUGACUCCCACUUGGCUGCUCUGUGUGGCUAUGAGCUGGACGCACGUCCACUUCUACCUUCCUGGCCACAAAUUCCCGAUGUUAAACCCGAAGUGCUGAAGUGUCCGGGUGAUGCUUGGAAGCUCUUCGACACAAACUGUUACCGUCUGGAAGGCGCUGGCAAUGAAGGUCGGAGUUGGCACGAUGCAGAGCUGGCCUGCAUUCAAUUUGGUGGACAUUUGACCUCAAUCGCCUCCAUGACUGAAGACAACUUCGUGCGCUCCCUUCUCCCCACCACGCAGCCUCUCAAACCCUGGAUCGGUCUGAAAGUGCUCAUCGAUGCAGGUGAGGACGGAAGUACGGUGGUUAAGUGGUCGGAUGACAGUCCGGUUAACCAUUUACCGCUCUACGUGGACGGACACGGCGAGGGAGACGAGGAGUGCUUUCAACUGGGCAGUGUGCAAGGUAAGCAGUUUUGGACACGGGCCAAUGGAUGCGAGGAACUCGCGCCCUUUGUUUGCAAGACGCCUGCUUUCCCCAUCUCCGUGGAGUGGAAACCUCAGGGAUCGGAUCACUGCUUACCCGGCAGCCAUCCCCAGUUCUGCUUCAGCGUGAACCACACAGCAGUCAAGUUUGCCGAUGCUGUCUCGUUCUGCCAGGCCGCUGGAAAACACGUGGCCACCAUUUUGGACGACAGCCAACAGGACUUUGUCCUCCGUGCUCUGCGACAACUUGCUUCCCUUGAACUGGGACGCAACACCAUCCAGAGAUAUUGGAUUGGUCUACUUCGAUCCCGUGGAACACUCCACUGGGUUUCAGGCUACCCUGCUGUGCCAAAUGUCUACUGGAAGAGGGGCGCCGAGGAUUCCAAAGAAAUUUGCGUCUACGUGGAUGUUGAUCUUGGUAACAUGUUGAGUUGGGGAACUGCAAAUUGUGAAGAAGUGAACCCAUUUUUGUGUUCAAACACGCCUCCUCUACCACCACUUUUACCGUCCCCGAAACGUCCCCCCAUCGUUCCGUUGAAAACUUCGUGUCCUUUGGGCUUUCUCUAUGUCAAUGGCAAGUGCUACAAGGUGGAAGGCGAUAGUCGGAAUAACUUCACAUUCGCCGAGGCGAUUGCUAAGUGUUCACGCAGUGGGGGUCAUCUUGCCACCAUUUCGUCGAUGUAUGAGCAAGACAUUAUCUCCGUUCUGUUGGCCGAGCGCAGUUUUCCCUUCUGGAUUGGUUUGAACACCACUACAGAGGGUCGCAAAUGGGCGAAUGGAGCCUCAAUUACUUACACCAAUUGGAUGGAGGAGUAUCCAAAGUGGUUAAACCCGCGAAACCCCUUGUGUACGUAUGUACAUAAUCAACCAACCCGUACUGAUGGUCAAUGGGCAGAGACUGCUUGUAACACAAAAAUGGGUUUCAUCUGCGAAACAAGACCCACAGAGGUGCAGAUGCAACAAAUGUUCACUCCACGCCUCUUCAGUCAGGAUGACUGUGCCUCAGGUUUCCUGCACUACCGAGGUGCCUGCUACAUGCUCCUCCGUCCCUCCUCCUCCCUUCCUGGUCGAAGUGCCAGCCAACUCUACGACGACGUCAGCGCCGCCUGUGCGGCUACCUCCCCCAUCCCCUUGGACUGUGAAAAGGCGCGCGGUCUCGCUGGUUGUCCGGUCACCAUAACACCUCACUCUCACACCGAGGCAGCUUUCAUGCGCCUCCUUAUCGGCGAAGUCGCAGAUGGCAACUACGUGACUGAGGUCUGGACGGGCCUUAAAAUCCUCUCCAACAGCAGUCUUGACAUCACUCAAACCGAGGACCGAGUACCGCUGGGCUCGCUUGACAUUGAUUUCGGUCAUCUGAACAAUGCUGCUGGCGCCGGUUACACCUGCUUCUCUCUUCGCAGGGAUCACACGUUUUUGAGCUCUCGACAUUGCUCCCUCCCUGCACCGGCUAUUUGCGGCUACUAUCAUGAUACGCACCCUCUGCACCCCCAUCUAACCAAUGCGGAUGACUUUGCCUGUCCGACUGUCACUGAACGCGUGGGAAGGAGCUGUUUCUACCGUGUGGACCCGACCAUGAAGAUGAGUUGGGUCGAGGCGGAGGAGUACUGUAUGAUCGCUGGCCACGAAAUGAAUGCGGCUGCGGAUGGGAGCGUUGUUGGCCAUCUUCCUUCUGUUCAUGACCCAUUCACACUUCGCUUUAUUGGACAACUGAAUGGCAAUGGACUCGUCUGGCUUGGACUCACUUCAACGCGCUUAGCCAGGUUUGUCGGUGUAGCUGAGAAUUUCCAUGACGAUCUUCUUUACUUUGAGACAGAAAUUGUUCAAGAGGAGACCCCGUUGGAUCAGCCAUGGCUUCUGAGCGUGGACAAUGCUGAGGAGCGUCUCCGUAACGUUGGCACCGGUCAAGCAGAGGAGCUACAAGGCAGCACCAAUGGUUCGUGGAUUGACUCCCAGUUCCAAUGGUCUGACGGCAGUCCUGUUGACUAUCUCGUUUUCGAUCCUACUACCAAAAAGAAUUACAAUCGGGCAGCGUUAAUAGGAAACCUGAAGACCUGCGUUGCUCUGGAUCCCCAAUCCGGUUACUGGGUGAAGGUUGACUGUUUUAAACGUCUCGCGUUUACCUGCCAAUUCCCCAUCGAAGCCUUCCCCAAAACCCACCUUGUUAGCGGUAGCAAAUAUCUUCCCGCCGUGAAGCAGUGCCCUAGUAGCUUCAAAAUCGAAACGGAGAAUGCCUGCUACGUAGUUGUUAAAACACAACUUUCUGCAAAGAAAGCGCUCGCCUUCUGUGGCACUCUUCAUCCUUAUGCUAGUCUCGCCUCACUCCACUCGGAGAAGGAGGAACGUGAUCUUUUAGCACGGCUGGUUGACCAGCAUCUGGAGAAGGCAUAUUGGUUUGGGCUAUCACAGUCGGAUCUACAGUACGCCUGGGCUGAUUCCAGUGUCGUGGAUCACAUUUCCAAAACUGGGGUGACCGUGGAAUCUUCGCACUUUUGGCAUUUUCAGGACUGCUUUACUUUCAAUCCGCUACGCAAUGGCCCCAAUGCAUCUUUGACCGCGGCGUGGUACGAGACGAACUGUUCCGCAGAGCGACCCUUCAUAUGUCAGGUCUAUCGCGGUGUCCACGGCCCACCCUCUUUGGAACCGGCUCAUCCCCCUCGUUCCGACUUGCCGCCUUUACAGUGCCCCCAGGGCUACAGGCAGCACGAGGAUCGGUGUUUCAGGUUCUUCCCAACACUUUUGUCAUUCGACGAUGCCGAGGGCGUCUGUAGAAAGGCGGUGGAGGGCACGGGUUUCAUGGGUUUCCUUGCCAGGAUCUCAAAUUCUCGCGAGCAGGACUUCGUGGCAGGUCUUUUUGCUGCUGAGGCGCCACGACAGCCAAGCAUGGCAUGGAUUGGAUUGCGACAGGGUGAAAAACGGUGGACUGAUGGCACGGAGGUGACCUUUUUCCGAGGGAGUCUCGACUUCCCUGUUCCCGUGCCUCGCGAUGAGGAGUCCAUGUGCACACUGUUGCUCUAUUCUUCCAACGUUCACUUUUACGGCCUCUGGUCACGUUCGGUGUGUUCCAUCAGCGAUCAGAUGUACUUCGUCUGCCAAGCUGUCCCCAUCUCUCCUACUGCCGUCACCGUAGACAACACAGCCAAGGCGAAUACCAUGGAGUCGACGGCUCUAACCUGUGCCGACGGGUACACCUUGGGCUUCUUCAACCGUACUGCACUGGCGCUUGGUGAAUCUCUGUCGCCACCGCACUGCCUACAACUUGUCAGCACGACACCGAUGACGUGGCAGGAUGCGAGGAGCCUGUGCAAGGAACAGUCAGCUAGCCUGCCCUCGAUUGACACGCUGGCGGAUCUGAGUUUCUUCCGAGCCUGGCUGCAAACACCGCGCUCUCUCGGUGGUGCUGGUUUCCCCUCUAACGCAGCUGUUUGGCUCGAUCUCCGUGUACCCGCCUGCCCGCAGUGCUACUCGAAUUGGCGUUGGCACGCAGGCGAGUGGGAUGAGUCGCCAGUACGAUUGACGGAUUGGUUCAACGCGCCACCCGAUCCGUCCGGAUGCUACCUUUUCGGUGUUGCACCACCUGCACGCAAUUCCACUAUCGCCUCCCACCUUCGUUCCAUUCGACCGGCGAUCUCCUGCACCAACAUCAGCCUCCCCGUGGUAUGUCAAAGGAACUUGCGCCUGCCCUCCAAUAGCAUCGGGUUCGCUGUGAAUCGGUGUGUGCGAAACCCCACUCCGGAGCUCUCUAACGUUACCGCCUUCCACACAAACCACAGCGUCGCCAUAUCCGGUCGCGCUUGCAUCAGAUGGGAUUUGGUACAACACGACUUCAAUCGCUCGGAUGCGGUACUACCGCGAAACUGGCGCAUCUUCACCGCAGAGAUCGCGUAUAGCGAGCACGCGAGCCCCUUCUGGGAGGAACACUGCGCUCACCUAGCCAUACAAGAUGCUGCAGGCAAGACGAUCUACCGCUACGCUUGCUACACCUCCACGGAUCCCGAUAGCGGUCUAGAGGACUGUGACAUGGACAGCUGCGUGACUAGUCUCAUCCCCCUCGGUUGGAUAAUUUUCAUCGCUCUGACCUGUCUUGCUCUGAGUGUGGGCAUUACUUUGUGCGUGGUUCGAGUUUGGAAUCGGCAACGCUUCUUCCUUCCCCGUGGUCGGUGGCUCUCUCCCAUUAAAAUGACGGCAAGUAGCUCCGUUUUUGGAGGUGCAGUGGCCGUUCAUCGACAGCAAUUUCAACAACACGGAGUCCUCUACAGCAACGGGGAUGGCGAUCCUGCCGCCCCUUAUGUACGAAUGUUCGAUAACCCUGCUUCCCUCCCUCCGCUGCACUCACUUGUGCCUUCGCUGACCUUCAAACACAAUGUCUACCGACCACUGCAUGAUCAGAACCCCCUACUACUGGACGAGCCCGACAACGCGGAUGAGUUCACGGGGCCUGUAUGA
Messenger RNA from Echinococcus granulosus, 5979 nucleotides. RefSeq names its product Secretory phospholipase A2 receptor. Gene Ontology annotation, biological process: biological process involved in interspecies interaction between organisms. The record is from RefSeq and is a predicted model, not a curated record. NCBI's taxonomy places the organism in Eukaryota, Metazoa, Platyhelminthes, Cestoda, Cyclophyllidea, Taeniidae. The coding region runs from base 1 to 5979 and encodes 1992 amino acids. The transcript has 29 exons. Gene Ontology annotation, cellular component: external side of plasma membrane. Gene Ontology annotation, molecular function: carbohydrate binding.